AUGGGCGUGCGCGCAGUGCUGGACCUGCGGCUGCUGGUGCGGCCGGCGCGCGCCGUGUGUGCGCUGCGCGCGCUGGCCGCUGAGCGCGCCGCGCGCCGCGCCGACCAGCUCGCGCUCGCCGCCUCCUGGGACGACGCCGAUGAUUGGAGUGCGGAGGGCGGCGAGAGUUCGAGCCCGUGCGUUUCGGUGGUGGGGCUGCGGCUGUGCGGGUGCGUGUGGCGCGGCGCGCUGGCGCCCGCGCCGGCCGCCGCCAGCGCGCACGCCGCCGCGCCCCCCUUGCGCCUGCGCUACCUGCCGGUACGCACACACACACACACACACAUACACACACACCAGCGCCGCCCGCCGCCAGCGCGCACGCCGCUGCGCUCCCCUUGCGCCUGCGCUACCUGCCGACUAAUAAAGGAAAAAAAGUACAAGCACUGCCAAAGCCUCUCUUUGCCCAGCUGCUCAAAGUCUCUAAAUAAUAUUGAAGGUACGUCAUCUGAUAAUGUGAAAGCCGGAUUUCAGAGCUAUGGCUUGCAACCAUUUUCACCUUCUACCGUUUUGAACAAAUUACCAAGGUACACGUCUCAGGCAGAUGUUUGCGAUUCUAUUGGUACAAGUUUCAUAAACUACAUAGAAGAAAUAAGGCAAGGAGAUUUGCAUGUGAAGAAAGGAAGAAAAUUUCAAUUACCUGUUACGGCUGGGAAAAGCGUUUCGGCUGAGGAGGUCAAAAAAUAUUAUGAAGAAAGAGACAAUACAAACAAAAGUAUAGGACUAAAGGGAGCUGAAAGCGACGCGCAAACCAAGAAAAAAGGACGACCCCUGGGUUCUAAGAACAAAAAGAAAAAGAAGAUUAAUAAUGAUACAGAAGAAGAAAAAAAUAAAGAUUUUGACAGGGACCAGAUUAAAAAUGGAGAAGCAGAAGAUACAAUCACUGAAAAAAAUAGUGAUAAUAAGUCUGAAAAAAUUGAAAGAAAAGUAAUAAUAGUAGAAGCUUUAGAUCACCAACCUCCUAAACUUUCCAAGACAUCUGCUGGUGACUUAAGCAACGCUUUUGAAAAUCAAGUCAUGGCAGAAGAUAUGAUCCAGGAAGAAAGCCCUGACUUAGACAUAGGAAGUGAAGUGAUUUUAAUAGAUGAAGACAUUAUAGAAGAAUAUAUAGUAGAUGAGAAAAGUGGUGAAUUAAAGGGCGUGACGACUGAGAAGUGUACAGGCAAGGGAGACGUUAAAGUCCCGAAAUUAAAAGAGGGUACAGGGUAUAUUGUGUCUUUAGAGAAGAGGAGUACUGAAACACCAUUGACUUCGGCUAGAACGCUGGAAGUUCCUGUUUACAACAACGAAUCUCGGGAAGAAUUAUUAUUUCACGUCAAUGCACCGCUUGCACCGGACUUCGACAAAGACACCGCCAUUCUAAAUGCCAUCGCCUUGUUUAUCGGUCCUAUUGAUUAG
Parnassius mnemosyne (clouded apollo) is the source of this 1434-nucleotide messenger RNA. Lineage: Eukaryota; Metazoa; Arthropoda; Insecta; Lepidoptera; Papilionidae. The record is from the annotation of a GenBank genome assembly.